CAUGCCUUUUUUUCUCAUUUUCUUUCACGCCUCAUCUUACAACCCUAAUCACACACAGAAACCCCAAAACAUAGCUUUUUUGCGUGUGUUAUAAAUCUCUGUUUUCUUAGUUAAGAGAGGCUCUUUGUCUAGUUUGUGUUCGAUUGAGUGGGUGGAGGUUUGAAUCGGAAGCAGGUCAUUAACUUGGACCACCUGGCGACAUCAACGAGAGAAAAGUGUUCGGCUUUGGUCCGGUCUUGUUACGUACCGUCAACGACUACUUGUUCUGACCACAUUAUUAAUAAACCGAACACAGAAGUCGAAGAUGGUCGUCUUGGCUACCGAGGAGGAGGAGGAAGACGGCGACGACUACAUCAGCCGCCUAAGAGACACGGCGGAAGAAGCUGCACCGCUGUCUCUAGCGAGCCUUGCCGUCUCAAAAGCAACCUCAAGAUCAAGACGGAGGCGGAGAAAGCCGUGGAGCAGAGGAAAGUAAGCUGGCCUGAUGCUCACGGCAAAGAUAUUGCUCAUGUUCAAGAGUUUGAGCUUAGCGCAUCGGAGGACGGAGAACAUGCAGGAUAUUCUAAAAGAAAAUAUUGCGGUGGUGUCUGUAUAAUCCAGUAACAUUAUUAUCCCAUUUUGAGUUUUGUGUUUGAAAUGUGUCUGAACUGUGUUGAUGAUUCAUUGAUACUAGUAGAAUUUUCGUAAAUUUA
Capsella rubella is the source of this 692-nucleotide messenger RNA. RefSeq lists its product as uncharacterized. The record is from RefSeq and is a predicted model, not a curated record. Lineage: Eukaryota; Viridiplantae; Streptophyta; Magnoliopsida; Brassicales; Brassicaceae. Bases 305 to 475 code for a protein of 56 amino acids. The transcript is spliced from 2 exons.